CAGUAUGGAAGAAGAACCUCAGGAAACUCCCAGAUUUCAACAAAAGACUCUGACAGCACCUGCUCCAUUCGCAGAUGAAACAAGCUGUCAGUGCCAAGCACCCCAUGAGAAGUUAACCAUUGCACAAGCCCGCCUGGGAACGCCAGUUGACAGACCUGUCAGAGUGUAUGCAGAUGGAAUAUUUGACCUCUUCCACGCUGGCCAUGCUAGAGCUCUUAUGCAAGCCAAAACUCUAUUCCCAAAUAGCUACUUAUUAGUAGGAGUUUGCAGUGAUGAUUUAACUCAUAAAUUCAAAGGCUUCACUGUGAUGAAUGAAACUGAGCGAUAUGAAGCCCUCAGACACUGUCGUUAUGUGGAUGAGGUCAUCAGAGAUGCACCCUGGACACUGACACCUGAGUUCCUUGAAAAACAUAAGAUUGACUUUGUAGCCCACGAUGACAUCCCAUACUCUUCCGCUGGAUCGGAUGACGUAUACAAACACAUAAAGGAGGCAGGAAUGUUUGUACCUACGCAGAGAACCGAAGGUAUCUCCACAUCGGAUAUCAUCACGCGGAUCGUCCGGGACUACGACGUGUACGCCCGGCGCAACCUGCAGCGGGGAUACACCGCCAAAGAGCUGAAUGUCAGUUUUAUCAAUGAGAAGAAAUAUCGCUUUCAAAACCAAGUGGACAAAAUGAAAGAAAAAGUCAAGAAUGUGGAGGAAAAGUCAAAAGAAUUUGUUUACAAGGUGGAAGAGAAGAGCCAUGACCUCAUUCAGAAAUGGGAAGAAAAGUCCAGAGAAUUUAUUGGCAACUUUUUAGAGCUGUUUGGACCUGAUGGAGCUUGGAAGCAGAUGUUCCAGGAACGAAGCGGCCGAAUGCUCCAGGCUUUUUCUCCCCGGCAGAGCCCAAACAGCAGUCCUACACGAGGCCGCUCUCCGUCCCGUUCUCCAUCUCCACCCUGGGUCAUCAAUAAGACCUCCCCUCCCUCUUCUCCAAAAGCUGCCUCUGCCUCCCUCAGCAGCAUGAGCGAGGGAGACGAGGAUGAAAAAUAAAAUAUAUAUUUUUUUAACCAUGAGACAGAAGAACAAGAUAUGAACUCAACCACUGGAUGGGGAGAAGCAUGAGGAACAUCAGGGGUUUCUCUGACAGCAGGGAUCGUGCUCUGGGAGAUGUCAAAAAUGAACUGGAGCACAGCAAGGGAGAUCUCAGGAAGAGCUUAUCCCAUCCCCACUGCCUCAAGGUGCUGGAGUCUCAGCCAGCAGCACUUGCCAGGCACAGCCCCAGGGACUGACAGAAAAACACACCCAUGUGCAAGUUCCUGCUCCUGCCUUGCUGCUUUUCCAGCUGCUGCUCCAGGCCAGGCCUGUGGGAGCUCUGCACCGAGGGGGGCUGGAAGGAGGAGCCCAGCUGGCUCCUGAUCCGGACCCAGCACACAGGGAAGUGCUGGCUGCAGCCUGCUGAGAGAGAAGAUGCAGUUGUACCCUGCUGACCUUGAGCUCUUCUGGCACGUGAAGGAAUGGCAUUGCUGCAGCAAAUAUGUUGAGAAACAGGGAACAAAAUUGUUUGUUUUUUUUUUUUCCUUUUGGGUAACAUCUGCCCCAGAGCCCAAAUAAUGCACUGAAAUGAAGAGUUCUCCAGGCAAGUUGGUGGAAAUCUAUUUAACAUAUUCAGUGCUGCUUGUUGACCAAGCCUCUCUGUGAGGUGUGUCUAAAGAGUCGGGCUUUUUGCUUUAUCAAAUCACUGUCCAUGUUCCUAGUGCCUGAACAGCUGCCUAAUCACUUCUGGUUUGCUCCCUGGCUUUGCACUUUGAAGGCAAGAAAGUAAAUGAAAAGACAGCCCUAGCUGGAAUGUGGUGGUGUAGGAAAUAAGUGAGUUUGAAGAUGCUGAUGGCUUUUACUGGUAAAAUAUAAAAAUAUCCCAAGGCCUUGGGACAUGGCCUCCUAGGAAAACCUGCUGCUCCCAACUAUGUAUCAGAAAAUGACAAACAAAUAGUGCUGUUGUCACAUGAUACUCAGCCAGUUAAACAAACUUCUCAUCAAACUCUAAACAAGAUAUGUUCACAGACACACUGCCCCUGCAGAGGAUCCCAAGGCUAUUCCUCUACACUAAUAUGGAGGAAAAAAAUGGAAAAGAAACAAAGGAAACUUUUUGAACAGGAUUAGGUACAACUAUUUUUUUUUCCUCCAUCAAUGACACCUUUACAGCCCCAAGCAGAAAGAGGGUAGCACAGCUCUCCCCUCAAUGCUGAUCUUCCUAAUUGGCAGAGCUAGUCCUACCUGACAUCUGGUCCCAUGUUCAGUCCCUCAGUUGGCACCUCAGUCCCUUAGUGGCUGCAGGAGCUGGCAGGAUUCCUGAGCCCUGGGGCCGCUCUGCCCCACAGUUGCAGGAACCCCCAGCGCUCUGGUGGGGCUGUGCCACUGAUGCCAUUUGGCUCCCAAGCUUCCCAAGCACCCAGGCACGUCUGAGGCUCUCCAGCCCAGCAGCAGCUUUGGUGCCAGGCCAGCAGGUAAAGGCUGCCACUGGCCCUGUCUCACAGGAGCGGGGCUGCAGCCAUAGAAUCACUCUUGUGCCACUGCUGCCUGGAACUGCAAACCCACCAGGACACACCAGCUGCUGCAGGCAGCACCAGUCAGCACUUGCUGGUUCCCUGUACAGACAACACAGGAAAUGCUGGGGGAGGGAGGGCUCCGCGUCGCUCUUGGAAAAAAAACGAGGCACCAAGAUGCCCAAGCAUGUGGAGUGGUUGUGCUUGCUGGCAGCAGCACCACCCCAGCUGCUGUCCUUACCUCGCUGAGUGACCUGGCUGGUAGGUAGACUCCUUUCCAGAUACUCUCCUGGGCAAGUAAAUUACAGACCUUGGUAGCAGACACCAAAUUAGCUCCACACUCUGCUCACUCCCUACAGCUUUCAUCCCUCCUCCACUAAGCGGUAACCAAUUUUACUUUGGGAACAUUUUGCCAGACAUUUCUCGAACUACCACAAGACCAAGUACGCAGCAUCUCGUGCACUUUGUCCUCUGGAGUCGAGCUAGUUCCUUCACAGAGCUGCAAAAACAGGUGAGCAGGAAAUAGGGUGGAAUGUGCAAAGGGACAGCCACAGCUACUUCAGCUGCCGCCAGCUGUGCGCCCAAUGGGAUGAUGCAAUUAAGACCUUUCUCAGCCUUAGGCAACGUGUUACUGUAAUUUCAUACCUGGGAUGCACUUGUUCGUUUUUCUGAUCCUUUGCAAGUCUUAAGUCUUCCCAUCACAAACCACUCCUCCACCAUAGGAACUGCCUGCUUCUACUGGUGCUGUUGAUAGACGAGCCAUGUCCAAAUGCAAUGGAAGUGGGCAUGGAUUUGUUGUUCUUGGCUUUUACUUGUUUUUUGUUCAUAUUUCUUCCCUAGCAGUUACUGUUCAGCAGUCCUUGCUCAGUGGUUUGAGUGAGACAGCACCAUAACUUGUAAAUGGGAACUAGAGAAAAACUCACCAGUGACCUGUUCUUAACAGAAGCUGUUUCUCAGGGUCACAGGUGGCUACCCAGCAACAAAGCCAUAUUCUGUACCAGGUGUUUUGUUUGCAUUUAGGAUAUCACUAAGCUGACGCCUUUGCCUUGCUGGUACGUUGAUGUGCUGUCUCCAGCAAACCAGAACCUCAUGGUGUCUGGACACGUGGAAGGCAAUUUUGCACUUCUGAGUCAUGGUUGGGUUUUCCUUUUCACAAGUGUUGCUUUAAUUUAGUCCUAUUUAUCAGCCAAGCUCCACAUGAACAAUAAAGUGUAUGACAGACACAGCUGCCUCUCCCCUUCAUUUUACAGCUUCUUUGGACACAUGAACACAAGCUGCAGAGGAAGCCCCACUGAUGGUACAGUGCCUGUCAUCCCCAUCCUUGGUAGCCCAGGGCUUUACACCCCCACAAAGCCAUGAGAACAGAUCUGCCAACAUGCCCAAAAUGCUGCUGCUUGAGUUCUGCUGCUCUCUGCACGAACAGGAUCACCUGUCCUUGCUUUUACCUUGCAGCCAGAAAAAUGUGGGUGAAGGUGGGGAAGUGCUGUCCCAGCUGGAAAGGUGCAGCAUUAGACAUCAGCAAGUCUGAUAGCUUCUUUGCCCUGUCCCGGCACAAUGGAAUCAGGAGCCACUAUUUUAAUUCUUACUUCAAAGUGGAAGAAAGAAACAGUGCUUUUGCAGCCAUUCUGGUUCCACUGCUGAAAACCAUCCCCAGCAUCAAUUGAUUUGCCCUUGUGGGUGCCAAGAUGCUGGCUGUGUCAGAUGGAAAACAUGAGCCACAAGACAAACUUGAGCCACAGGGACAAAUCCUGACACUGGCUUUUGGACUUGACUCUUCCUUGAACCAAGUCAGUCUGGUGUAUGAAUAUUUCUGCUUUGCUCUUUCCCAUCUGUCCUUUCUGUAAGAAGUCAGUACCUGCAGCAUCUCUAAAGAUUAUUUAUUCAACAGUCCUGCCUCAGGCAGGGAGAAGUUAAAACAGCAAAUGGAGGCUCAGGACUUCCUAGCCAAGAUAUUUUUAAUUACAGAAUAAGCAAAUUUCAAAGUCAUUGAGCAUAGGAGAGAAACCAUUUAAUGGCAGAGUCCACACCAAAAUGCUCCCAGAUAAUACAAGGUUACCUGUACACAAUGUGUGUCCUGCAAGCACAUGCACACAGUAUUUUCUGCCCUUGGAAGGUCCUUUCCUGGUAUAAGGGCAGCAUUAACAUUUCUAAUCCAAAUGGCAAUCAAAGCCAUGGCCUCAUGGCUCAGCCUAAGGGAAGAGGUGGCAGAUAGACUGAAAUAAAAAUAACUGAAAGCUUUUGGACAUGCACUUCCACAGUGCUAAUUGGGGAAUGUGGGACUGAGACUCCAGCAAAACCUGAGGUGUUUCCUGGGACAAGUGCAUUUGCCAGAUCUCCCUGCAGAAUGCAGCAGGCUCCCAUGUCACAACCAGUUCCUCAAAUAUGAGACCUGAACUCCCUUGCUCCAGCAGUUAUUCAUGACCAGUUCAAACAGUUCUUUCACACCUGGUAUCUCCAUCCCCUGUUAGAUACUCUCUCCAACAGCAUCAAUCCCUGCUUCUACGAGGAAUGGGGAACUGCAAGUUCUGAGCCAGGUGAGGCAGUUCUGCCUUUCACAGAAACACAAUUUAUUUUUUAAAUGUUUAACAGGAUUAAUCAAGACAAAAAUGUUCCAUUAUCUCAAAGCAAUUAUUCCUGUGCCUAAGCACAUGACAGCAGGAACACUCAAAGGGAACAUCCUCCCUGGUGGCACCAACCAGGCUGAAUGUGCACAUCAAGUCUCACACAUAUUUCAAAUUCUAGAAACAGCUUUGAUAGAAUAAAUUAUGUCCUCUCCAGCACAUUUUGUGGUUCUUUUUUUUUACCGUAUUCCUGUGAUUCUCUAAUAAUAUUUAUCUACAGACACUGGUUUUCCAUAAAAUAAAGUGACCGUGAACUGCAAAGGCAUCAUCUGCUCAGUAAGAGCAGAUUAAUUAUAACCUGCUCUUUGCAAGUCACCAGCUCUGAUUACCAACAGGGGAUGUUAUUUUAAUGUUCUACACAUCAUACUGGGCUCCAGCUUUUUCAUUUCACAACUAACACAUUAACCAGUAGGGAUCCAGUUACUUUGCUACUUGGCCAUACUUAAGAUAGUUUAUAUCAUCAGUUUAAAAGUUAAUGAGCUUCAAUUUUUGACAGUGUCCUGAUCUUGCACUUCUAUGG
Ficedula albicollis (Collared flycatcher) is the source of this 5667-nucleotide messenger RNA. RefSeq names its product phosphate cytidylyltransferase 1, choline, beta (gene PCYT1B). Gene Ontology annotation, biological process: CDP-choline pathway. The transcript has 8 exons. The coding region runs from base 5 to 1033 and encodes 342 amino acids. The record is from RefSeq and is a predicted model, not a curated record. Gene Ontology annotation, molecular function: choline-phosphate cytidylyltransferase activity; phosphatidylcholine binding. NCBI's taxonomy places the organism in Eukaryota, Metazoa, Chordata, Aves, Passeriformes, Muscicapidae.